CAGAAGUUCUCGUUGGACCAUGUUUAUACACUUUUUCCACGUGUCUUGAAGGGCGAGAUUGUAAACCAAGUAAUCGCGGAGUCUAAAGUGUCUGCUUGGUCUUUUAAGAUCGAUACCUCAAUUCCAUUUGGUAUGAAUGGCUUAGUUUCUAAAUUAAUUAUGUUCACAUUUGAUAAAAUAUUAUAUUUAUUUUUUCUGAACAUAAAAUAUUAUAUUUUAUAAAUGGUCUUUUGUAUCUUUAAGUUGUGAACGCAACACAAAAGGUAUUGCAAUUUGAUUUUAUACUAAUUAAGCAUCUCAGACUUGCGUAUCAUUUACAUAUUGUGAUUAUUAUUUUAAAAGACUAACUUAUCAUCGUUGCAUUUGAUAUCUAUACAAAUGUUAAAUAUGUAUACAAAAGCAAAAUUCAAACUUAUAAUCAAAAUACAUUUAACCGUAUAAAUACUAUAUAAUAUCAUUUAACAUUAACAAAGAAAAAUUAUCAGUUAUUUUGUCAAAUUAACAUUCUAGUCACAGAACUAAAAAACUUUUUUUUUAGGUUUAGUAACUUUUUCAGAUCUACUAUUAUCACCAUCUUUAGUUUAUUUGCAGACUCACAGAUGAAUCGGCCCUUGAGUUUGUUUGGGCUUAUGAUCUUUGCAUUUUCAUGACGUCUUCGGAAAACAACUCAACCUACAACCUUUAAAACGUAAAUCCACAACCUAUAAUAUGUACAUACUCUAGAAUCUUAUAACUACAAAACGGGCAUCAGCUUUGAGCCAACAAGUAUCAGUUAACUAGGUCCACAAAACUCCUCGGUAGAGUUCCAUCAGAAUAACAAGAGUGUGUCACUAUCAUUAAGAAACUUCUACGACUCUUUAUUAAAAAAGAAGAAGAAUCUUCUAUGAGAGGACUUCGUAAGAGUGAACAUUCCAUAGUAUAUUUCACCCGUUAAUUCAAUUAUUUUACUGACACUAGUACUCAAAUUGAUUUUUGUUAACCUAUUAAGCUAUUUGUCACGUGGGUUUUCCUGAUGAUUCAUGCAUCCUUGUGAUUUAGGAUCAAAAUAUCUACAAUUAACGUUAAGUCAGUUGUAAAAAAAAAAGAAAACGACAUGUCCGAUGUAUCUAGAUGAUGGUUAAUUCAUGAUCAUAGUCACAAAGUGGAUCUACUACUACAUCUAUAGCUAAUUUUCUUUUUGUAUAUUUUUUAAAAAAUAAUACAUUAGUUAGCCUUUUUUGGCUGCUCCUAGUCGUGGAUUCGAUCCUCUAUGUGCCCGUACAUAUUUAAAACUUUAUUUUAGUCUACAAUGCAGCUGUAUGGAGCAGUUCUCUUUCUUCUCUCUCCAUCUCUUUUAUGUUAUACCUGGGUUCCUUUCCCUUCGUCAUUAUAAAAUAAUGAUUGCGAUUCUGCUACUAUAAGUAGUUUAUAUCUGACUCGGUAUAUAUUAUUGACUUUGAAUCCGACCACUGCAAAGACUGAAUUAUAUGUAUAUAUUAGCUAGAGUAAUUACAGCAAAUGAUUAUGUUUUUCAUGUUAUUAUCUAUAUACAAAGAUUAAACCGUUUAAAAAAAUCGUACAUGAAUAAAUUAAAUUUGUUGCAUGUGGUUUUGUUAACAUUUUUGAGGCAUUUUUUAAACAAAAAUUAUGUUAUAAUAUGACUACAUCUAUACUACUUUUCUUGAAAUUUUCAAAACGCAUAAUAGCUUUGUAUUAACUUUUAGAAAUCAAUCAUUUCAUAUUAAAGCCUGAUUUACAGUUUAAAGUUAAUUAGAGCCUAAAUCAAAUAUUGAGAACAAAAAUUAACAAAAACUUUUUCCAAAAAUCCAACAAUCUUUAAAAGCGAGAUGGAUCUUCCAUCUUAAAUCACCAGUAAGCGAAUAAUAAGCAAAUUGAAAAUAGUCAUUCUUUUUGUAGAUUAAUAAUCCUGAAAAAUAUAUAUUGUGUGGUUAAGACUGAAGAAGAAUCAGAAUACCUUUUGUUGUGGCCACUACGACUAGUGCAAGGGCUCUCUCGAGGUUGGGGACAAGGUAAACCUAGACUCAAAAGUUAUGUCUUCGUGCAUGAACCAACUUAUUGAAUAUCAUAUUAUUAUAAUUUAUUUUAGGAUGAAUCUAUCAUAUAAUCGGCAAUGUUCCAUGACGAACCGAUACACAUAAGCAAAAGUAUAAUUAACCAAAUAGAUGAAGCUUCUUUAGUUCAAAAUAAUAAUUGCAAGUUAUGUAAAAUGUUAUGGGUUUAUGCAUUCUAAGUUAUUACUAGUAGCAUUCAAAGGUAGUAAUAUUCUCGUUGGGAAAACAUAGUUUAAUUCAUUAACAAAAUCAUCGUAUGUAUAACUAUCAUGAUACAUCAACAAUUUAGUAUUUAAAUGUGUCAAUUAAGUACCUUGAGUUUCAUUUUAAACUACAUAAAUUACUACUAGUAAAUUACGGUUGUGCCCAAAGAUAUUUAUGUCAGAUCAUGUAUAACUUAUGCUUUCAUAUGAAUAGCAUGAUAACUUGAAAAUUUUGUUGAUUUCAAAAAGAAAAGCUUGAGAAAAUUUUGAUUUAAAGUUUAUUGAUAUUUUCAUGCAUAAUCAUAACUUUUUAGUUGAGAUGGUUAGUUAAAGAAUAAAAGUUUUUGGAAUAAAUCUGAAGUCCAAUCGCCCGGCCCAAGUUUACGCGUAACCCCCAUGAUCCACGCAGCUUACCCAAUUGGGUUUAGAAAUUAUGGAACAAACAGGGAGGGAUAAACAGAUAAAAGCACCCAAAUCAAAAGGGUCUCGAAACUAAAUCAAAUUUAAUACAUUCCCCUGUGUAUAAAAAGAAAUUGAUAGUAGUGUUAAUGAUAUUUUAAAUACUUAGGGAAAACUAGUCAAAGAACUUCAAUAUUAACAUUUUACCACAAAAAAAAAAUUGCAGUUUCUAUCAUCACUAUUAUCGGCUUUCGAGACCCUUUUAUUUUAACAGUUUAGAGUAAUUUAGACGUAUUGAAUUUUAACUCAUUAAUGAUCCGCAAAUAUAUGAAACAGCAUUGGAAAAGGAUGUUUUGACUCUCAAACACAUCAAAAAGUCAAAUUACGUUGACCCAAGAAGCUGCUCAAGCUUUCUUGAAUAAAAGUCAAAUAUUUUGUUUAACAUCAACUACAAAUAAGAGUACAACUUAAUUUCGAAAAUGAAUGAGAUUACGUUUUCUUGAAUAACGUUUACAUUGUUUGCUAGUAGCGUAAUACCAAAGAUUUCUGUAAAAUAUCUUCUUAGCAAAAGAUAUAUACUUGAUCAAUGAUCAGCUUAGAGUUUUGGAUUAACUAGUAAGUAAUUUCUACAUAUGUUUUACAUAUAAGAGCCUUCCCCUAAGGAUAUAAUACGAUUCUGAAUGCAACUAAUAUAGUUCUAAAAAUUAUGUAUAUAUAUAUAUAUAUACAUAUAUAUAUAUAUAGUUCUAAUUUAUCUUUGGAACUUCAAAAACGUUAAACCAAAAGAAAAUUGUAUACGCAUAACGUGAAUUCUUUGCUGAGCCACGUUUACAAAUGUCUGACGCACUCACGUGACCGACCAAGCAUCGUGUGCUCCUGAUCCGGCUCACUGUUGAAGUCUAAGCUCAGUAGCCCAAUUGGCGCAUUACGAUACAUUCUCAGGACCUCAUUCGUCAAAUAGUCUUUAGUCAAUGUCAAAAUGAAAUAUUUAACCUUUUGUUAGGAGUCCUUAAGUUUUUUUUUUUUUUAUAUUGAGCAAUCAAAUAUUUACUACACUAAUGGAAUCGGUAUAAAUAUAUAUAAGUUGAAUACACUCUAGUUCAACUAUAUAUAUAACUCUUCCUUGAGUUAUAUAUAUAUAAAACUCUUCCUUGAGUUAUAAAUAACAGAUAGUAUAUGACAUGCUUCCCAAACUGAACCAAACUAUUUCGUCGUUGUUCCCAUGUGAAAUCUACUGAGUUUUUUCAUAAGUUUCUGGAAUGAAUAGUUUUUAAUGUCGUUCUCAGAAAAUUUCAAAAGUAAAGUCAGUACAAUGUAAUUAAGUUACAUAUGAUAUAUUAUUCUGCUGCUCUGUUAGGGUAGUAUUUGUUUAUUUGUAAAUCAUAACCACAAAUCUGAAUCUUAUUUUGUCGAUUUGUGAUUUUCAUAUUUCCCACUAUAUUUCUGAGAACUGUGAUUUCCAUCGGGAGGUAAUCAAAAUGUCUUGAUUUCUUUUGAUUUUUUUCAAGCCUGGCAAUAUUUUUUUUGAAACGAGUUUUAUUCAAGAGAUACAAUAAUCAGUUUGAAAAUUAGUGUCCACUAUGUUAUGUCUCCAUCGUGGCCACGUUUUCCUUUUGCACUGUUUGAAAAUCUGAGAAAUAAUAAAUUUAUGGUAUCUCUUUCAAAAUAUCCAUGCCAUGCAAAAGUCGAGUAUACAUAUGCACCUAUAUGAAAAUCAAAUACAUAAAUUAUAUAUACACAGACUUACUGAAGCCACAACUGUUAUUACUGAAAUAUUUUAGUUGUGGAGGUAUGAAUUUUAUUAAUACUAUUUUCUGAAGAUGGGAAAUUAUUGAUAAGAAACAUUUAAAUAUACCAUGAAACUGUAUUUCUCACCGAACAUGUUCUGUCAGUGUCACUAUCACUGUGAGCCAAACUCGAAGAGCAUACAUACACGAUAGAGUAUGGAAACAUUGUGGCGUCCUUAAAUUUUUUUUUAUUCUGUCUGCCAGAGUCAUCUUUUAUUCUCAGAUUCCAUAAAUCUAAAAUAGGAAAUGAAAAAUUAUAACGAAAACUUUUUGAGUUUUUCUAGCGGUGGAUUUGACUUUUCUAAAUUUCUUCUAAUUCUCAUGUUUUCUUCACGGUGCUAGACAAAGAGACGAUAAGUCUUACUAACUUUGUGUCUUUUUGUAACGUGUUGAGCCACAGCUUAGAUCCACCAUAAUUUUUGGGGGUUAAAGAUUUAUGCAAUCUUCAAUAAUUUUCUCAAUUUACAGACAAAAUGUGAAUAUUGAUCAAAUUAUGUAUUUUACAAAUCAAAUUUUAAAGUCUCAAUAAUAAUUUGGAAAGAAAUAAUAUUCAAAUUAGCAACUAACAGUCAUGGUUAGCUGGAGUUUACAGACUAGAUAAGCGAAUCCAAGUUUAUCAUCAGUACAUUUGAAUAAAUAUAAAGUAUACUACAUGGAGAAACACAACUUAAUUUCACUAUAUCCAACUAAGUUAUAAUCAAAAUGCCGAUUAAGUUAAUCCACUUGGAAUAAGUAAGUAGUUUUCCCUUAUUGUUUACUCUUAUAAAAGUACAAAAAACUGCUUAAAUCAAAGAACCCUUACAGCAAACCAGUCGCAUAGAUCGAGAACAUCAAAAUAAAUAAAAAAUUAAGAAGGAUGAUAGCUUAAAUGUAGUAAACAAUAAACAAAUAUGAUAACCUAAACAAAUUAAAACAUUAAUCAUAUAAAAGAGCCUCUAAAAAUCUCACCAACUCUCUCUCUUUCCUCAGCUUCAUUUAUGUUUUUCUCCUCUACCACUCUCUGCUCCUCUCCUUUGGUCUUUCUUUGUCACACGCAUUCACGUAUAUAUACAAACACAUCAGAUUCUUGUUUAGAGAAAGAGAAAGAUUCAAUAGAAAAAUUAUUUGAUUUGUUCAUUUAUUUCUACUGAGUAUAACCCUACAAGGCUAGAUUUUACAUUUUUUUCCUUCUUUUCAUAGAUUUUUUUGAGUCAAUGGAUUUAACGGACCGUCGCAACCCUUUCAACAAUCUAGCUUUUCCACCGCCACCGCCGCCAUCCACCACCUUCACAAGCCCUCUAUUCCCAAGAUCAAGCUCUUCCGCCACGAGUUUUCCCAUUCUCGCCGUGGCAGUGAUCGGAAUCUUAGCUACUGCCUUCUUGCUUGUAAGUUACUACAUCUUCGUGAUCAAAUGCUGUCUUAACUGGCACCAAAUCGACAUCUUCCGCCGCCGAAGAAGAAGCCAAAACCCUCUAAUGAUAUACUCUUCUCAUGAGCUAAACCGAGGUCUUGACGAGUCAGCCAUCAGAGCUAUCCCAAUCUUCAAGUUCAAGAAGAGAGACGUUGUUGGAGUUGAAGAUCAGGACAAGAGCUCCCAAGAAUGUUCUGUUUGCUUAAACGAGUUUCAAGAAGACGAGAAGCUGAGGAUUAUUCCUAAUUGUUGCCACGUGUUUCACAUUGAUUGCAUUGAUAUUUGGCUUCAGGGCAACGCUAAUUGUCCCUUGUGCAGAACCAGCGUUUCUUGGGACGCAAGUUUCUCUCUUGACCUAAUUUCUGCACCGAGUUCUCCUCCUAGGAAUGGGAAUCAUGGAAACGACGCGGUUCAAGGAGGUGACAAUGAGUUCUUCGUGAUUGAGCUUGGGAGCAGUAAUGGUAAUAAUAGACAAAGCGUGAGAAGCAGAGAGUUACUUGCAGAACAAGAAAGGGCUACCUCGGAGGAAGUGUUGAUAAGUCCUUCACCAAAAAAGUUUGAUCUUCAUGCAAUGCAUAAUAAAAAGGGAAUGUUUCAUAAAGUGACGAGUAUGGGAGAUGAAUGCAUCAAUACUCGUGGAAAAGAUAGUCAAUUCAGUGAGAUCCAGCCCAUAAGAAGAUCGAUCUCGAUGGAUUCUUCACUGGAUCGCCAGAUGUACUUGGCUGUUCAAGAGGUGAUUGGCCGGAACACCGGGAAGGCUGUAAUGGUGGCCGGAGACGGUGGAGGUUCUGCGGAAGGUUGUAGCAGUAGUGGUGGUGAUAAUAACAGAGUGAUGAAGAGAUGUUUCUUCUCUUUUGGAAGUAGUAGAUGUUCUAGAAGUUCCUCAAUAUUGCCUGUUUAGUUUGAACCCAAAUUGUCUUUCGUCUUCUUUAUUUAUUUUUUGAAAAUUUUAUAUUGUUUUGUGAAUUUUUAAAUAAAUAAUUAGAGAUGAAUCUCUUAAAAUUAUUUUGGAGGGUGAGGUUGGAGAGAAAUGUAUGCUCACUGUUUAUAAGUCAAAGGAGAUAAUGAGUAGUUGAAUAGUUCCAUUGAAAUAGUAGUGAAUAGUAAUACUUUUUAAAAAGAUGUGAAUAGUAUUCUCUUUGCAUCAAAUGUGCUAAGGAAUCAAAAAAGUCACACCAACUGUGUAGGUGAUUUUCUUAUUUUUUAAAUUCAGAAAAUAGAACAAAGGUUAAAACAGACUGAAAUUUGGCUAAGAGUCGAAUUCUUUGCUAGCCAUUAAUUUAACACUGUAUAUCCAAGAAUUCUCCCAAAGCUUGUAAAUUUCCAAAACCUCUUUUAUUUGAGUUCAUGUCCUCUUAGAAAGACCUCCAACAGUAUCAAUACAAUGAUGAAGAAAAUGGACAGGGCAAAAAAUAAACUUGCUAGGUUUAAG
This is a messenger RNA of Brassica rapa (field mustard), 7262 nucleotides long. RefSeq names its product RING-H2 finger protein ATL1-like. NCBI's taxonomy places the organism in Eukaryota, Viridiplantae, Streptophyta, Magnoliopsida, Brassicales, Brassicaceae. Gene Ontology annotation, molecular function: transferase activity. Gene Ontology annotation, biological process: protein ubiquitination. The record is from RefSeq and is a predicted model, not a curated record.